ACGAAUUCUGUUGGAGUUUUGUGUCGUUCGUUGUCGUUUAUUGCUGAAAAGAAACGGGAAAAUAAUUCUGACGAUUUUAAUAUUAAUUACAGCGAGACAGUCAACAUUCCUUCUGCUUCAAGUCUAUUUUCUCGGCUUUUGGUUUUUCUGUCGCAACCUCUGGCUGCUCGCUGUCACUCGAGGUCGGUGUUGAGUCUUCUACUCAACUUUGCUCCCAACAUUCAUGACCACCUAGUGGACAUAUGGGCGGCAAUUAUUCCAAAAAUGAUUCAAUUUAUUGACGAAAAUGAAGAAGGUGAAACAUGGCCCCAAAAAGCAUGGGAAGAGGUAUUACUUAAGUUUUUGUCGAAAUCUUUGGAUGCGAUUGAUGACGAACAUUGGACGUCCCUCGCUGGUCAGUCUAUGACAUCACAAUGGCCCCUUUAUGAUGGAGAAGAAAGACUUCCUUAUAAGAAUUUUUCCUACAAAUGUCUUGGCAUCAUCCUACGUAAAUCAACCAACAAAGAAUUUGUUGAAUCCUAUCUGGCAACACUGUUCACAACUGUGCAACACUGCAAUCAAUUAGAAAGAGAAGGGGCUGGUGUAUGUGUUGGUUAUUGUGCGUCUUCACAUUUAGAUCUCACACUACAGAAACUACUUGACUUUACAAAGUUAAACAUCAACAAAAAAGAUUCUUCGUACCUUAAUUUAUUCAAGAGUGACCGGUCACUGACCGAAGUCGCAAACAUGAAGGGAACAGUUAGUUUAUGUUUCGGAUACAUUGCAUUGUUUGCUCCAACUGAUCUAAUUACAUCAAGAAUUGAAACCAUCAUCGUAAAAACUUUAACACCUCUGUUUAAAGGACUUAAGAUCCCCGCCAUCAAAGUAGACCUUGUGUCCGCUGUCGAUCUGAUUGCGCAAUCUGUCGCACCUGACCGACUUGCUUCGAGUGAGAGUCGAUCCAAAUACGUAUUUUCUGCUCGCGAGGACCUCUUGUGGAAAUUAAUGGCAUAUUUACGAGAAGCUGGAAACAAACCAAGCAAACUUAAAUCUGCAAUAUUUGAGGCUGCAGCUUCUCUGAUUAAACUAGAACCCCCAAUGCGUGAUGAAGACAUUGCCUCGUUGUUGACGCAAUGUAUCACUCAUGUGAUAGCUUCCCCACCAGAUGAUGCUACAGAGCUUCUACAGGCAAAUUGUUCCGAAAAACUUGUUGAAUUAAUGAAGGAAAUUUUAAAGAAAAGAAAAAAUUCUCAUGGACUUUUCGCAAUUUUUAAGCAACUUGAGAGUUUCCUGAUCUCUGAGAAACAGCAUGAACGUCAACGUUCGAUUGAAAUUAUUGGAUUCAUAUUCAUCACGUAUUACAACGUUCUCAUUAUAUCAGAGUCCAACAGUAGCCUCCACCAUCUAGGAUCACUUCUAGGAAGAUUGAUUCCUUGUUGCUCUGAUCCUGAUCCGGAUGUUAGACUAGAAGCUCUUCUCUGUGUCCGCAUCAUUAUAAUGAUCAUCAACAAAUACAACGGCAUGAAUGAUAAAUCAUGUCGGUCCUCAGUUGAAGAAAUAGAAACACUAGAAACAAAGUUAACCAACUCAGAUACACAGAUUAUGUAUGAAGGGAUGUCAGAACUCGCAAAGAUGGUGUGUUUAAAAGUUUCGUCCGACUCCACCCAUUUCUACCCUGGGUCUUUAACAUAUGUGCUCUUUGAUGCCAUCACCUGGCCACAACACACAUCAGCGAACGGGGCGUGUUUAGUUCUUCAUCAUAUAUUUGAAACCAGGGGUCCAGUCUUUGUGGAAAAGGUUGACAUGAUAAUGUCACAACUUCUCCCCAAGUUAUCUACACUCUCUGAGGAUGGCCACACGAGGUCAGGAGCACUCCAAAUUCUCAUCCAUUUGUCUCGGCAUCAUCUACACCAAGUCAUUCACUCAUUACUUUGUCAUUCGCCACCAUUCUCAAACGAUGUCAUUUCCUGUUGGACGCAGUUGGGCCGUGACCAGCUCCGUGAUUCGUCGAUUGAAUAUCUUCUCGACCAAUUAGAACGAAGUCUUCCAUAUGAAGAAGUAGGGGGAAAAAAAAGAAAAACGAAACAAAAUUUGAUCAAAAAUCCAGCAACACAUUCAUUGGCUGUGAGUUCUACGUAGAAUUUAAAUA
Molecule: messenger RNA, 2128 nt
Organism: Ciona intestinalis (vase tunicate)
Lineage: Eukaryota; Metazoa; Chordata; Ascidiacea; Phlebobranchia; Cionidae
Source: RefSeq, a predicted model, not a curated record